This is a messenger RNA of Dracunculus medinensis (Guinea worm), 1053 nucleotides long. Lineage: Eukaryota; Metazoa; Nematoda; Chromadorea; Rhabditida; Dracunculidae. The record is from the annotation of a GenBank genome assembly.
AUGCUGCCAAGCUCGAUGCACGAGAAGUAUGUGAAUGUUUCUCUUGGUGGGCGAAAUGUGCGACUGAACAUUAUGCAACCACUUAGCGUUAAAAUUACGAAUGACGACAAAUUACCAGUAUCGAAACGAAGUGAAGUAAUUAAUGCAAAUUAUAAAGCUUUGAAUUCUUUAUCAUUAGUUCUUCCUAAAGUGAAUCUACGCGUUAUCGACAGAUUGGAAUUAAAUACUUUUGAACUUCCCAAGACAUAUAUUAAAUAUCGCGUAAAAACAAAUCAAGAAAUGGAUAAUGUUCUCGAAUAUGAUGCCGAUGAAGAAGAUAUAGCAUGGCUAAGGGAAUUAAAUAACAAGCAAAAAAAUGGCAAUGAAUUGGCAAUCGAAACUUUCGAACUUGCUAUGGACCGUCUAGAGAAGGAAUGCUUUUUUCAGUGCGCGCAAGAGGGAAUCCCUUUCAAACCAUCUGUGGAUCAGGAUGCUCUUUGCUGCAUUUGUUCUAAUGGUGAAGUGGAUAAUCUUAAUCAGAUCAUUUUCUGUGAUUUAUGUAAUAUUGCUGUCCAUCAGGAAUGCUAUGGUGUGCCAUAUGUUCCUGAGGGGCAGUGGCUUUGUAGACGUUGCCAGUUGUCACCAUCAAAAGCCGUAGAUUGUGUUUUAUGUCCUAGUCACCUAGGUGCUUUUAAACAAACUAUAGAUAAUCGUUGGGCUCACGUUAUAUGUGCCCUUUUUUUAAAUGAGGUGCAUUUUGCCAAUGUUACAUUUAUGGAACCGAUUGAUGGGAUUGAAAAUUCGAUUCGGCGAAGAUGCAAGUUACGAUGCAUUGUUUGUAAACAAAGAGCUGGUGCUUGCCUUCAGUGUUCCAAGAAAUCAUGUACGCGGUCAUUCCAUGUCACAUGUGGGCGCGCAGCUGGAAUGGAGAUGCGCACAGAAGAGGUAGAAAAUCCAAAACGUGGUAUGAUUGAAACUAAAUAUCUCGCUUUUUGUCAUUUCCAUUCAUCAGAUUUUAACAAGUUUGUGUUUUUUACGUUUCUCUUGAUACAUUUUUUAUUUAUUUUCUUUUAA